Aspergillus fijiensis CBS 313.89 is the source of this 1460-nucleotide messenger RNA. Its product is annotated as zinc-dependent alcohol dehydrogenase. Gene Ontology annotation, molecular function: oxidoreductase activity. The coding region runs from base 195 to 1289 and encodes 364 amino acids. The record is from RefSeq and is a predicted model, not a curated record. The transcript is spliced from 3 exons. NCBI's taxonomy places the organism in Eukaryota, Fungi, Ascomycota, Eurotiomycetes, Eurotiales, Aspergillaceae.
CGGCAAUGUCGGCUUUGAAUUGAGUUCAUUAGCAGCAGCUGUAAAUGUACCUUUGACGUCCCAUCACGUGGGAAGGAGGCGAAGCAGCUAUAAAGAAGCAACUCCUCCUUCGCUUGACCAUAGUAAGAGCCGAACCUUUUCUUUCCCAACCAUCGGCCUUGUGAAUCUGUGACAAGGAUUACCCCAAAUACACCAUGACUAUCCGCAUGAACCCUAUUCCCAAGCAACAGCGCGCUGCUGUUCGUAGCGGGUCAGGCGACACGGCCACCACCAGUAUCGAAACCAUCGAUGUGGAUCUCCCCGGACCAGGCGAGAUCUUGGUCCGCAUUACGUGGACCGGGUUUUGCGGCUCUGAUAAGUCUCUCCUUCAGGAUGAAUGGGCUGGGUUUGGGGUGACAAUGAAGCCCCAGAGCAAGGGGGUCGCAGGACAUGAAGGUGUCGGCGUUGUUGUAGCGGUUGGCGAAGGCAUGGAGAGCCGUUGGAGCAUCGGGGACCGCGCUGGCAUCAAGUGGAUUGCGAAGACCUGCGGCGAAUGCGAGUUUUGUUUGAGCGGCGUGGAUGAGGUCAACUGCCUCAGACAGAUCAACAGCGGGUUUACCACCCCGGGUACCUUCCAAGAGUACUGUGUGGCUGAUGGCCGGUAUACUUCCAAAAUCCCCGACGGGGUUUCGGAUGAAGAGGCGGGGCCUAUUAUGUGCGGUGGAGUGACUGCCUAUGUUGCAUGCAAGCGGGCCAAUGUCAAAGCUGGCCAGUGGAUUGUACUCCCCGGAGCUGGCGGUGGCCUAGGUCAUCUGGCGAUUCAAUAUGCACGGGCGAUGGGCAUGCGAGUCAUCGCUAUCGAUGGCGGUGAUGAUAAACGAGAGUUGUGCCAUAAGCUUGGGGCGGAGGUGUUCAUUGACUUCCUAGUGACAACAGACAUUCCUGCGGAGAUCAGGAAGAUCACAACAUACGGCGCACAUGGAGUAAUCGUGACAGCUGCAACGAAGACAGUGUAUGCGACAGCGCCCACAUAUCUUCGUCCGAAUGGCACGUUGGUGGCUGUCGGUCUGCCUGCGGAUCCCACCGUGCUCGCGGGGGCUCCUCCCAUGUUGUUGUCUCUCAGGAGAUUGAAUAUUGUUGGUACCCUGACAGGAACGCUGAAAGACGUCGAAGAGGCUCUGGAUUUCACAGCACGAGAUGUCGUUCACCCUGUUUUGGUCAAGGGAAGACUCGAAGACCUCAACUCAUGGGUCGAGAAGAUGAAGAAAGGUCAAUUGGCUGGGCGCGCAGUGCUUCAGGUUGCGAACUGAUCAUUGACUAUUCGGGAAGGCAUCGAUUAACCUUGGGGGAAUCGGGUUGGUUACCUUGCGGUUUGCGUCACCCCAAGAUUUUUCAGUGUCUCAUUCUUUGCUGAACAUGAAUGUGAAUAUCGUCUGUAAAAUACUUUAGGAAAGCAAAGGAAUAAUCAAUUAUUUUCAGAG